This is a messenger RNA of Lachancea mirantina, 2703 nucleotides long. NCBI's taxonomy places the organism in Eukaryota, Fungi, Ascomycota, Saccharomycetes, Saccharomycetales, Saccharomycetaceae. The record is from the annotation of a GenBank genome assembly.
AUGCCGGCAGCUGCUAAACUAGAUGGCAAAUUUGGUGAUGAAUAUAUUAGAAAUUUCAACGAGACUCUCGUGGGUGAUCAAUUCGCUAAAAUAGACGUUUUUUUGAGUAAUGAGGAGUUGAUCUACAAACUGGUAGAUUUGGCCCUGGUCCGACGUGAAAGUUUGCCGGAGGCGCUAGACGCCUUAGUUUCAUUGUUCAAUAUCCAUUUGGAGUUGCAGGGUGAGUUUUGGGAGGUCUACAUGCGAGCUACAGAGUCCAUAGUCGCCAAUUUCAGAAUCGAUGAGAGCGAGAAUGACGAGGUAUUGUACAAAAAGCUGGCUUUGAUCAACACCUGUCUGCAGCGCGACGAAACGAAUGAGUAUGUGAAACAGGUUCUGAAGGGUGCGUCGCUGGCAGGCGCUCCGGAGCGUCUGUUGGCGCAACAGAUCCAGAAGCUUUUGUCGAGGAAUGGGUCCGUUAUCACGCGCGAAAUCAUCGCAGGCCUGCUCAGAUUGUACUUGCGAGCUGCGGUUGAUGUGCUUCAGGAGCAGAAACCUGUUGUCGAGGCGCUGCUCCUGUACCUUUUCCGCAAGUACAGCGACCAGCUCGAGUUCAAGUAUGUCGUAAAAGUGGCUCGCAAGGGCAUUCACGCACCAGUUUACAACCCGUUGAGUAACAAGGGCAUCGAAAAUUGCUCUGCAUUGCCUUUCAUGACUGCACCACGAGCCGUCAUCAUUUAUGAUCAACUCGACAAGGAGCUUUUUUCGCUCGGGGUUCACGUUUACCUAAGGAUAUUUGAAAACGUAACCACACCGGAACUCAGGGAUGAAAAUUUGUGGAAAUCGGGUCAAUUUGUGCUUUUCGUCACGAGUUUCCUAAAGUCGGACGAUAUAGGCUUGAAGGCCCCCGCGCUUAGGUUCUUCACCUAUCCUUACUUCACAUCGCCGAACAACACUCUGCCGCGACAAUCUUUGCGCCUCAUAAUACCUGCACUCGUUCAGACUUUCAACUAUUACAAUCUUCCUUGUUCGUUUGACCCUUUCGAGAUUUUGACUGGCUUGAUCAACAUUUACAACGAAACGGAACCAUUGAACAACCCCAUUACCGAUUUCUUAUACAGAACCGAUUUGGUGAAUGGAAUCGUUUACAUGUUGUCAAAGUGUCUUUCUCUCGAUCAGCAAAAUCAGAGCUCGAUCACUGUGCUGGCUAAGUUUAUUAGGCUCUGUGCAUGCUUGACUAGCUUUGACGAAAAAUGCCGGACACUACUUUUGGAAGAUAAAAAUAUCUUACUACAUGCUGAGCGUGGUCUCGAAUCGCAUCUUAUUUUACUCAGGGCGUUUGUGUCAUACAAGGGGGACCUGAACGAGCCGCUUUCAGAGUCCGAUCUACCGCCAUUGCACGAUAGUGAGCUAACUCUGUCAUGGUUGCUGCUACUUAAAUCAUUUUCGCGGAGUAUAACGGCGUUACGGACUUCGCUCAAAAGAGACAAAUUAGCUGAACUGUUACUUGAUAUAGUCAGAGUCGUCUACGACCUCAUCAAGCACGUAGAUUUCAAGGGUUUGUCGCUUAUUCGCGCCGAGGUGGGCAUAAUGGGUGCAGCUCUGGGGAUAUUGUCGAAUUUCGUUGUCGAAUUUUCCAACUUACAGUCCUAUAUCAUCACAAAUGGAAUCAUCGACGCGAUUGGAGAUGUUUUGAGUGAGCCCCUAUUUAAUAACAAGAUACCCUGGACACCCGAUGCGCGCGAGGCAUUGUUGGAAGAUGUCCCCUCGUCGGAAAUCAAAACCAACGCCCUGUGGGUUCUGCGACAUCUCAUGUACAACUCGCAGGACAAGGACAAACUAGAACUCCUCGGUAAGAUCCCACUGUCUGUCAUUCUGCAUUUUGUCAACGACAGCAAUUGGCUGGUCCAAGAGCAAUGUUUCCAACUCCUAAGGAAUUUGACUUGCAAUUCUAAAAAAAUCGUUAAUCUCUUGCUAGGCAGCUUUGACGAUUCGGCGCCUUCCACUUCGUGCUUGGAAGCUUCGCCCUCCAACAUCCGCUCAACGUAUCUGUUCGAUUUCUUGGUCCACAAAGCGCGGAUGCUGGACUAUCGUGAUGUACAUCAACGCAAAACUCUGGAGGGCGUUCUAUACAUUGUGGUCAACAUCAGUGCAAUAAAUGAAAACAAGAGGCAAUUGAUCAUCGAACAGGACGAUCUUUUGCAUAUUGUUCAAGAAAUCUUGAGCAAAGAGCCUGAAAGUGAAGACGGAGAUGCUACGUUUGCUGACCUGCAAAUCGCCUGCCUGUGGAUAGUGACGAACCUGAUUUGGAACUCGACCUUCUCGGCGUACUCGCAGCGGUCUCCGAUUGACUAUGGUUCUACACGUCACAAUGCUGGGGCGUUGACAGUAGAAGGCGCUCCCGCCGGUGAACAACCUGAUAAAGCGGACUAUCAGACGGGCGAUGACAUAGCGGACGACGAUGCCAGCGAUGACGCAGACAAAAACGAAAUUGUUACCAAUCAGUCUGUGGGAGACGGCGGUGACGCCGAUGAGUUUGUCCGCCCGUACAGAAUGGCUCCAUCGCCUAAAGUCAAAAACGCCGGUCUAGAACGAUGUUUGAAACUGGUCAAUCUAGGAAUCUAUGACUUGCUGAAGUUUAAAUCAUUCGACAAGAAUUUAACAGUGCGCGAGAAAGCGCGAACCGUUGUACUACACAUGGACCAAUUACGCGAGGGCAUGUAA